GCCACAAAUUUACGUUUCCAGUUUUUAAAGCUUAAUUGACCUUCACGCCUCCAGUACUAGUGUUCACAAGGAUAUAUCCAAGACACCAUGAGAAGAAAGACCACUGUGAGCUCGGUUAGUGUGAGCAAUGGAAAAUCAAAACAAGCUCUAACAGGUGUAACAAAACCAAAGAUAAAAAAUCGAUUAGGACGUCCUCCCAAACUCACAGUCGGCGACAAUGACAGCAAUGGAGAUGAUGCAGUUCUGGAUGUCGACUCCGAUUCCGACAAUGAUUCGGAUUCUGAUGACGAUUCUUCUUCAGGGUCUUCAUCUGACGACGAUAUAAAUUAUGCGGAAGCCAAUGAAGAAUUCGUCGAUGAAGAAGACGAUGUAGACGAUGACGUGGAAGACUACUACGAUGACGAUGACGACUACGAUAUUGCGUUCCCCGAACUGACUCCUCGGUACCUUCUCAAAAUAUACGCUGGACUUUUCAGGGUUAGUGGUAACCCCAAGUUCGAGAACAAAGCUAUUAAUGCAAUGAUGGAAACAGCACUUAGCAUUGCGUUGCCCACGAAGCCAGAAGAGAGAAAAGAGAUCGAUCUUAGUGACCUUUCUUUCACCAAGGGCCUGGAUAUCCAUAGUCCUGAUGUUCUUGUAAUCCAAUUGAAAUCGGGUAGAAACAUCGAGGGUUAUAGACACAAACUCCCAUUGCCUUGUUUGAUAGGAACAAUUGCCAGAAACUUGUGGUACCGGCUUGACUUUCCCCAGGGGCCUUUGGCAAAGGAUAAUUUCCCCAACUUUCAGGACGGAUCAUAUCGCCAGAUAAAGCUUUUGUAUUCGCAGAGAUCUGAUCUGGUGAGACCCAUAAGUGAACAAAACAUGAUGAGUUUGGCCAAGUUCAGUUUCGACCAAGCGUUUGGUAAUAUGAGUAACAGCCGAGUGAGUUUCUAUGUCAAUAGUUUGCAAGAAUUCCCACGUUUAGAGGCAGCAGGGUUCAAGCCGCCAGAAACUUAUUUUAUAGCAAGAGACCAAGUCAAACCACCCGAGCAGUUACGAAAGAAGGUGUUUCCUUGGUUAGAAAGCGAAUGGCAGCUGUUUGAAAAGUACCAACUGACGCUUCCACCUCCUAUAAGAGAUUUGUCACUUCCCAAGCUUUUCUAUAUGCUUGAUCAGUUCAGGGAUAUUAUUCUUCAGGACAUGGUGUUUUUGGUUGAUCAGAACCCGGAGUGUGUGUUUUACUACUAUGAGGUUUGCUAUUGCCCAGAAUUUGUUGCUUAUAAGAAAGAUGUUCUUGCUUACUGUGGACAAACAGAACCGGUAACUACUGAGGUGAAGAGUCGAGCUCCAGAAAAUAGACCAAGAAUUCGAAGUCUGGCCAACCACACACCAACUCGCAAACCAGCUCACAAGUCAACUGCGGCUAAAAAAGCAUAUCAAACCCAGCUUACGCUUCAGAGUGUAUUUGACAGCCGCAGCCUGGUUGAAGACUCUUCAACUAAAAACCUGUUAAAUAACCAAAAGAUAACUAAAAGUCCUGUCAACCGUGGUAAGCAAGCCACCGUAUCACAUUCAGACAAGAAAGUUGUUUCUCAGAGUGAGUCCAAAACUGAUUGGCUCAUCCAAAAUAUGCAAGAGCAGAAUCAGUCUCUAAGAAAUGACAUUCUAGCGAUAAAAGAACAAACUUUACAGCAAAAGCAGGAGGUUGAGGACCUUAAAAAACUCACCCAAGAAAAGUUGAACGCGAUCUUCGUGUUAUUGUCGAAACAACCAGAAGCCUUGCUGUCGGCUUACAAGAAUACACAAGGAGCCAACAUCCAGGCAACCCCACCAACACCGCACUGGGGAACCCAAGUUGCAGGUCAAAUAGGUCAAGCUGCAGGUCAAAUAGGCCAAGUUGCAGGUCAAAUAGGCCAAGUUGCAGGUCAAGUAGGACAAGUGACUAAUCAACUUCCUGGCCAAGUGGCUCAACUCCCUGGCCAAGUGGCUCAACUUCCUGGCCAAGUGGCUCAACUUCCUGGCCAAGUUGUAACCCAACUUCCUGGCCAAGUUUCAGCUCAAGUUCAAGCUCAAAUUCUUGGUCAAGUUCCAGGCCAAGUCUCAGGUCAAAUCUCAGGCCAAGUCUCGGGCCAAACCUCAGCCCAAACAUCAGGAGUUUCAUCUGCUCUGUACCCAGGCUACAGCCUAUCUAAUGCUCAAUUUCCAGCCUCAACAACUUAUCUAACGUACCCCUAUGGAUACCAGCUGGUUGCUGCUUAUUAUCCUCAGCAAUCGAGUGUGCAAUUUCAAACAUCUCCCGGUGCCUACACUAUAGCACAAACUGCAGCUCCAACUACGCCGGUUCUGGUUCAACCCCCAUCAACACCGGCUCAGUCCACCUCUACCUCAGCUCUGGCUAAAUUGACCCUAGCGGCGCCAGUGACCUCAACCAAAACCAAAACAAAAGCACCACCAGUUCCAAGUCCAGUCAUUGGUACAGAGGCAGCCUUCCAACUCCCCCCUGAUUCUUUGGUACGAUUCACCCAAUGGACCUCUGAGCAGCCACAUAUUCAACCCCCAAAGCGGUCAAAGGCCAAAAGACCCGAUUACGUGCAGAGAUUAGAAUUCAAUGAACUGCUUGAAAAGGCAAGCCACAUGCCUAAAGUGGCUAAAACUUUGGUUGGGUAUGUUCGUCAAUGGUUUUUGGGUAUGGAAGGUGUACCCAGUAUUGUUUCCAGAGAUCAGGUAUUUAAGGAUGCGUGGAGACAACAAACUGCAGCUGCUGAAACGUACUCGUCCAGAAGAAAGAUUGUGGAUUUUGUUGAGUCUCUCAGAAAAGAUACUGGUACCCUUUUCUAUGGCUGGGGCAGAUUUCAAUUGGCCAAAUUAAUUGAUAUUCAUUUUCUGAAAAAUGAUAUUCCUAUUACGGAUCUAGAGGAUAUAGGUAGCAAGGAAAAAAGAGACUUGAUCAGAAAGCUUUACAAAUUAAAAGCUGUUACACCCCAUGAGAUGUAUACUAAUUUCAGUUUCGAUUUGAAACUGGAGUUCAAGUGUAAAGAAACAUAAUGGUGCUAUCCACGGCAUUCCCAUCAAUUAAAACCGAGAUUUUAUAACCGAGGAUUUUGAUCCCCUCACACUCGAAUGUUUUGGGAAGCUUUUAUAUUUAUAGUCACCAAAUGCCAUGUAAUUGCUGUACUAUUUCUAAACUCCGUUGACCAACGUAUACAAACCAAACGGUGCACCUCUUGAAAUUUUGCGAAGUAAUAAUUCAUCACUCAUACUAUCACCAAAAUGGCCCCCCAACAAUCCCAUGAAUUAUAUGUCCACAAGAAUCCCGUCAAAGAGAUGGAUCUUGAUGUCGACUCUCCUAAUGCCACUUUCAAGAUCAGAUCCACCGAUUUACCCGCUUUGAAAGACGGUCAAGUGUUGGUCAAGAACUUAAUGUUCUCCAAUGACCCCAGUCAGAGGGCUUGGAUCCAGAAGGAUAUUCCCGCUGAAUCCAUGUACGUGGCACCUAUUAGACAAGGACAGGCCAUGCUGACGUUGGCAUUGUCUCAGGUGGUUGAGUCCAACAACAAGGGAUUUUCUGCUGGGGAUUUGGUUCGGUGUAGCACUUCCUGGUCCGACUAUGCCGUUGUCGACCAACAGUCAUUGUUUGACAAAAUCCCUGAAAACUCCGGUUUCUCGUUGGACUCGUACUUGGACAUCUUGGGAUUCACCAGUUUGACUGCCUGGUUUGGAGUCUACGAUGUGGCCCAGUUAAAGGCCUCGGAUGUUCUUGUGGUGUCAGGAGCUGCUGGUGCCACCGGAUCCGUGGUGGUACAAAUCGCCAAAAACAUCAUCGGGUGCAAGAAAGUGAUUGGAAUUGCCGGUGGCAAGGACAAAUGUGACUUUGUUAAGUCCAUUGGUGCCGAUGACUGUUUGGACUACAAGGCCCCCAAGCUCUUGGAAAAUAUGAAACAAGCUUUGGGAGACGACGAAUGUGACGUGUUUUUCGACGGAGUUGGAGGACGGAUCUUAGACAUGAUGUUGUUGUUGACCAAGCAGCACGGCCAGAUCAUUGCCUGUGGUUCUGUGGCCGGAUACAAUAACGCAUCGGCUUCUUCCGUCAAUGCAUGGGGAUUGAUCACCACCAGAAGAUUGACUGUCAAGGGCUUCAUCAUCUUGGACUACUUCGCCAAGUUUUCUGAGACCACCACCAAGUUGAUCGAGGCCGCCAAGGCUGGAAAGCUUCAAAACACGGCUGAGUCCAAGACGGUGGUGGACUUGAGUAGAGAUCCUGACUUUCUUAAGAGGGUGCCCAAAACAUACAACAUGUUGUUCAAUGGAGAAAAGAAGAACGGGAAGUUGAUCACCAAGAUCGCUGAACCCCAAUCCAUUGCCAAGUUGUAGGUAAAUAGUAUUUAUCCAUUGUCAAGUUGUAGGUAAAUAGUAUUUAGUUUUUGAAUUUGUGUUGUAUAAACUAGUCGCGGUGCGACUUGAUGUAAACAAACGAGUUUG
Yamadazyma tenuis ATCC 10573 is the source of this 4458-nucleotide messenger RNA. The record is from RefSeq and is a predicted model, not a curated record. NCBI's taxonomy places the organism in Eukaryota, Fungi, Ascomycota, Pichiomycetes, Serinales, Debaryomycetaceae.